Molecule: messenger RNA, 372 nt
Organism: Brassica oleracea var. oleracea
Lineage: Eukaryota; Viridiplantae; Streptophyta; Magnoliopsida; Brassicales; Brassicaceae
Product: 60S ribosomal protein L35-4-like
Exons: 5
Coding region: 1-333 (110 amino acids)
Biological process (GO): maturation of LSU-rRNA from tricistronic rRNA transcript (SSU-rRNA, 5.8S rRNA, LSU-rRNA); translation
Cellular component (GO): cytosolic large ribosomal subunit; ribosome
Molecular function (GO): mRNA binding; structural constituent of ribosome
Source: RefSeq, a predicted model, not a curated record
AUGAAGGAUCUUCAGAACCAGCUUCAGGAGUUCAAGGCUGAGCUCGCCCUCCUCCGUGUCGCUAAAGUUACCGGAGGUGCCCCUAACAAGCUCUCCAAAAUCAAGGUGGUGAGGAAAUCCAUUGCUCAGGUUCUGACAGUGAUCUCACAGAAGCAGAAACUAGCACUAAGGGAAGCAUACAAGAGCAAGAAGUUCUUGCCUCUCGAUCUCCGCCCCAAGAAGACACGUGCUAUCCGCAGACGUCUUACCAAACAUCAGGCGUCUUUGAAGACAGAGCGUGAGAAGAAGAAAGACAUGUAUUUCCCUCUGAGGAAGUAUGCUAUCAAAGUCUAGCUUCAUUCUCCGGCUUAGCUAACUAGAAAUGAUUCAUUU